Botrytis fragariae is the source of this 207-nucleotide messenger RNA. RefSeq lists its product as uncharacterized. Bases 1 to 207 code for a protein of 68 amino acids. Lineage: Eukaryota; Fungi; Ascomycota; Leotiomycetes; Helotiales; Sclerotiniaceae. The transcript has a single exon. The record is from RefSeq and is a predicted model, not a curated record.
AUGAGAGAAUCCAGCGUGGUACUUUGUGGCGCCCGUGCUGAUCGACGCAGCAAGGCUCGAUACAGGGAUUGUAUUAUGACCCCCCAUCACCUUAAGAUGAGCAAAUGCAAGGGCAUGGAUGCUGGACGUGAUAUGGUUGGGGUCUCUGCACCCCUCAAUCUCUCGGAUAAACAGGCGGAUAAUGAGGCAAGCUCGUCAGCAGCCUGA